AUGACAUUGACUGAGAUGAAAGCUGAUGGCAGCAGUAACCCAUCCCCGUUCACUGUUACUGUGCCUAAGAGCACACCCCCUCUAAAAACCCCCCGUCUAGCCGUACCUCAAUUCCACGCCACCAUAGCUUUCCCCACCACUGAUGUUGUCGUCGCCGCCGCUUCACAACCGCCUUUGCUCAUGAAAUUCAACAUCUUGCCCCUCUCGUCGAGCACUCUCCUCAAAUCCUUGACGCUUGCUUUUAAAUCGAUACGUAAUCUUCUCGCCUGGAAGGUGUUCUGGGACACGCUGGACGAAACAGGCCGCAAGAUAUUAGGCCUGUGCAUCGCUGGUGGGCUAGAGGACGCCAAACUGGCUCGCGGGCUGGGACCGGGUUUCACGGGAUGA
Striga asiatica is the source of this 387-nucleotide messenger RNA. NCBI's taxonomy places the organism in Eukaryota, Viridiplantae, Streptophyta, Magnoliopsida, Lamiales, Orobanchaceae. The record is from the annotation of a GenBank genome assembly.